AUGGGAACAAGAUUUAUUGACUGGAGUAUUAUGUCUUGGAGAAAUUACAAGAAACAAGUCGAGGAAAGUAAACAUAGUACAUUUACAAGAUUCACCACUAAAAUGAUGCAUGAUGCAAUUAGACCAUCGGCAUCUAUUCUCGAGCAUGGUUCCAUCAUUCGAACUAGCUGGGGUAUUGUUAAAGAUAGAGCUCAAAGGGCAGGAAAACUCUUGGCAGAGGAAAUCUUGGGACAAGCAUUUGGUAGACGUCCAAUCACCUUGGUCGGUAUAUCAAUGGGUGCUCGAUUAAUCUAUCAUUGUCUUUUGGAAUUGGUUGAUAAAAAGGCAUAUGGUAUCAUUGAAAAUGUUAUACUCAUUGGUGCUCCCAUUCCCUCUGAUGAUAUUAAUAUUUGGUCAAAAAUUAGAAAAUUAGUUUCUCGAAGAUUGGUUAAUUGUUUUUCACCAAAGGAUAUUAUUUUAAAGAUUUGUUAUGAAAGUAGUAGUAUUACAGAUGAUGGAAUUGUAGCUGCUGGUGCAGGUUAUACAGCUAUCGGUUCUAAAAAGACUUCUAUUUUUAGUGGUGGAUUCUUUACCGAUCAUCAUAAAAAGCUUGGUCAAGAAAUUCUCAAUAAGAAACAAAGUAUGUUUAGACAGAAUUGUAAAGAUCAAUUCUACCUUUCAACAAAAAAUAUAAAAAGUAUAGAAAAUGUUGAUGUUAGUUGUUUGAUUGAUUCUCAUUUGGAUUAUAGCAAUUCGAACAUUAGACGUGCCAUUUUACAUCAUGUUAAUAUCAAUAGUUGUGUUCCAUGUAAUUCAUUUGUAGUCAUUGAAGAUGAUGACAAAACUGUCCCUUCUCCUACCACCGCCACCAGUACCAGUACCAGUACAAGUACAACUAUUAAUUAA
Messenger RNA from Cavenderia fasciculata, 885 nucleotides. RefSeq lists its product as uncharacterized. The coding region runs from base 1 to 885 and encodes 294 amino acids. The record is from RefSeq and is a predicted model, not a curated record. NCBI's taxonomy places the organism in Eukaryota, Evosea, Eumycetozoa, Acytosteliales, Cavenderiaceae. The transcript is spliced from 4 exons.